Messenger RNA from Phaedon cochleariae (mustard beetle), 747 nucleotides. NCBI's taxonomy places the organism in Eukaryota, Metazoa, Arthropoda, Insecta, Coleoptera, Chrysomelidae. The record is from the annotation of a GenBank genome assembly.
AUGACGACAGUGAACAUAUCAUUCCUGAUUCUAUGUUUUCUGCAAUUGUACAGCACGAAAAACUUACCAAGCCAUUUUCCAAGAUGUAACUUAACAGAUCCGAAUAUCAAUAAGUGCAUGCUAGAGGCUACCGAAAAAAUGAAACCCUACUUGGCAAAGGGCGUACCCGAAUUGAAUUUGCCACCUUUCGAACCAUUCUACAUGCCGGAACUAUCCUUUGAACAAGGAACACCAGCCAUCAAUUUGAAAGCAACGCUGAAGGAUAUUCUGAUGCAUGGCAUGACGGAUUAUACAUUCUCUAAAUUCGAAUUCGAUGUUCCAAACUUACAAUUUUUUGGUCAUGCUAUCUUUAAGGGAAUAAAAAUGGAAGGAAAAUACGAUCUUCAUGGAAAAAUACUAGCUGUACCUCUAGACGGUUCUGGAACAUUCAAUUGUACCAUAGACAACUGCAGGACAACUGUUCACCAAAAAACAAAACUUAUUACGAGGAAAGGUGAAAAGUAUCUCGAUAUCUCGUUUACCAAUACAACAAUGCAUAUAGGAAAGACAAGAACCCAAUUGAAUGGACUAUUCGGUGACAACAAGGAGCUAGCCGAAGUGACGAACAAGCUAAUCAACGAUAAUGCUGAUGAACUUUUUGGAGAAAUACAGCCUGUUUUGGAGCAAGUAAUGACCAAUUUGUUGAACGACGUAAUCUUGGGAGCUUUCAUACGACAAAUCCCUUAUGACAAGCUGUAUCUGAAAUAA